Messenger RNA from Osmerus eperlanus (European smelt), 1088 nucleotides. Its product is annotated as dihydropteridine reductase-like. The coding region runs from base 155 to 883 and encodes 242 amino acids. The transcript is spliced from 7 exons. The record is from RefSeq and is a predicted model, not a curated record. Gene Ontology annotation, cellular component: cytoplasm. Gene Ontology annotation, biological process: tetrahydrobiopterin biosynthetic process; L-phenylalanine catabolic process. Lineage: Eukaryota; Metazoa; Chordata; Actinopteri; Osmeriformes; Osmeridae. Gene Ontology annotation, molecular function: 6,7-dihydropteridine reductase activity; NADH binding; NADPH binding.
AAGGCACAGCGUCUUUGUGUCAGCGGCACUUUCACUCAUUUUCUUUAAAACAGCCGGCUCCAAGAGCUCUGGAUCUGAUAUUCCACAGUGCUGUACCUGGAUUGUGUGCGGAAGACGUGUUGUCUGCAACGUCACCUCGGUUGUGUACAGGGAAAUGAUUUUUGGAUUCCUAUCCAAUCAGAGUGGCAGUACGAUAUAUCUUCGAUUCAUACUCCAACCGGCGGAGAUUCCGCAACAGGGACAGAAAUCCUGUAUUGGGUGGGUCGCAAGCGUUGAUAUCGGUGCCAACGAGGACGCGAACGCCAACGUACUGGUUACAGUUAACGACUCCUUCACCGGACAGGCGGACCAGGUGACGGCAGAUGUGUCUUCGUUACUAGGGGAACAGAAGGUGGAUGCCAUUCUGUGUGUGGCAGGAGGCUGGGCAGGAGGAAGCGCCAAGGCAAAAGCUCUCUUUAAGAACAGUGACUUGAUGUGGAAACAGAGUGUGUGGACCUCAACCAUUUCCAGUCACCUAGCAACCAAACACCUGAAGGAGGGAGGGCUGCUCACUUUGGCGGGGGCCAAGGCUGGUUUGACUGGAUCCCCAGGUAUGCUGGGUUAUGGCAUGGCGAAGGCAGCAGUCCACCAGCUGUGUCAGUCUCUAGCAGGAGCCAACAGUGGUCUGCCUCCUGGAGCAACUGCUGUCGCUAUACUGCCUGUCACAUUGGACACGCCCAUGAACAGGAAGUUUAUGCCAGAGGGUGACACCACUUCCUGGACGCCGUUGGAAUACGUGGCUGAACUGUUCUACAACUGGACGAGUGGAGAGAACCGUCCUGCGUCCGGUACACUGGUGGAGCUGGUGACAUCACAGGGCCAGACACAGGCCACGCCCGUAUAGACACAGGCCACGCCCCCCUGGGAAGUAAUUGUCCAAAUUGCCAACUCAAAAUCUGCCUGUGUCUCAGGUCCCAUUCUAACUGAGCAGAACCUUAACACAUCCCACUAGAGCCCCUGUAAACAAGCAGUGCACGUUUUAAGGUGUGUGUGUACACAAUCUGUCCCCUGUGUAAGGUGCCUCCAGCUGCUAUAAACCCUAAAACUGA